AUGCUUGGAGGGACCUCUGUGAUAGCGCCGCUUGUGUUUUCCAGGCCCGAGCUGCUCACUGAGGGAGUCCAAGAGCCCAUCGUGGAGAGUCAAGAGAGGGAUUCCGGGGACCCUCUGGUGGACGAGAACCUGAAGAGACAGGGCUUUCAAGAAAAUUACGACGCGAGGCUCUCACGGAUCGACAUCGCCAACACGCUAAGGGAGCAGGUCCAGGACCUUUUCAAUAAGAAAUACGGAGAAGCCUUGGGUAUCAAGUACCCAGUCCAGGUCCCCUACAAGCGAAUCAAGAGUAACCCCGCUCCGUGAUCAUUGAGGGGCUGCCCCCGGGAAUCCCGUUCCGAAAGCCCUGCACCUUCGGCUCCCAGAACCUGGAGAGGAUUCUUGCUGUGGCCGACAAGAUCAAGUUCACAGUCACCAG
This is a messenger RNA of Chlorocebus sabaeus (green monkey), 418 nucleotides long. The record is from RefSeq and is a predicted model, not a curated record. Lineage: Eukaryota; Metazoa; Chordata; Mammalia; Primates; Cercopithecidae.